UUUUAUCAUAACAUCAUCACGUAUAACGCUUUGCCCUUUGGUAAUAGCUUGCUAACAAGAUAAACUGGUAUUUACAUAGGUACAUAUGUAUUAUGUUUACAACCGACGUAUGGUGAUUCCAAGAACAACACCAAAGUCGCUGCAUACAUACGCUCCAGAACGUUAUAUGCAACGUCUAAUUCUCAGCAUCAUUAACCUAUCGAUACUUGAAUCCUCGGUUGAUAUAGAUUCCGUAUAGAAAUAACUACAAAUAAAUAACAGUGCAAUUACACUUAAAAGUUGCACUCUUUUCGAACACAUUUUAUUAAUUCUAUAUCUACCGCCGAUCUGCAAUAUCGUGAUUCAUGUUUACUACUAAAGAACGACUUAUAAAACGUACCGGAAAAAAUGCCAUCGGCCGAUAUGAAUUUUUGAAACUGUUAGCUACGGAAUUUAAAACCACUAAAUCUAAAGAAGCGAAGGAACAGGUAUUGGCAAAUCUUGCUAAUUUUGCUUAUGAUCCCAUUAACUAUGGAUAUAUGAGACAACUUCAAAUAAUUGAUUUAUUUCUUUAUGCAUUAUCAGAAGACAAUAUAAAGUUAGUACGUUUUGCAGCAGGAGGUAUUUGUAAUUUAUGUGUUGAUCCGAUAAAUAAGUUGUAUAUUUUGCGCAAUCAAGGCAUUCAAUUAUUAUCAUCUCUUAUGUCUUCACAAGAUGAAGAUAUCUUACUUUCAAUAAUAGCUUCUUUAAUAUCUUUAAGAAUUCCUGAAGCAAAAGAACAAAUAACCAGCAAUAUAAUUGAUAAAGCAUCUGAACUUCUUUCAAAUCAUGAAAGUAAUCGUGUAAAAAACUUGGCGAUGGUGUUUCUGAACAACUAUUCAGAAACAACAGUUGAAACUGCAGAUACAUGAAAUAUAUUUUUCAUUAAUUGAUAAAAAGAACAUUAUGUAAUACAAAUUAAAAUAAUUAUAAAAUGAA
This is a messenger RNA of Megalopta genalis, 957 nucleotides long. Lineage: Eukaryota; Metazoa; Arthropoda; Insecta; Hymenoptera; Halictidae. The record is from RefSeq and is a predicted model, not a curated record.